ACCUCCUCUCUCGCAUCCGAGCGCCAUAAUCCCACAUUCAAGUGCCCGGUACUCUCAGGACAUCCACAUGGAUCCCAGGGAUCAGAUCAUCAAACUGCUGGUGGGUGCGUUUCCGACAGAUAUCCUCCAUGUCCAUGAAGGCGUACUUUGCAAGAGCUCUAUAUUUCUCAAAAACGCUCUGAAGCCUGAGUGGGCUGGGCAAAGAGAUGACCCACAUACCAUCGAUCUCUCCGAUGAGCGUUUCGAGACUGUCAAAGCUUACAUCAACUGGCUGUACUCUAGCAAAUCGGCGGUGAUACCGCUCGAGGACAAGUCCAUCUACGCUAUGCUGCAGAAUGAAGAGGCUCAAAACCUCUUCAUAUCGCUUGCUAAAGCUUAUGUUUUCGGGGAGAAGUUGCAAGAUAUAGAGUACAAAAACCUGGUGAUCAAGGAUAUGGUUGUGGUUUGGGAUGCCUUAAGAUGGUCUCCUGGCCCAGAAUGCACAGCAAUUAUCUACAAUGGAACCUCAACUGGAUCUCCAGCUAGACGCUUUCUUACUGAUAUCAUCGCCUACACAGCCCAUUACGAUCCAGACGAGCCGGUAGGAUGGAUGAGCUUCAUCGAUGAAAUCCCUUACGAAGCGUUGGUAGACGCGAUGAAGGCUACGAUCAAGCUAAGAUCGGCUUUGAAUAGUUCUUAUAUCACGAACUCGUCGUACGUCGAGGAAAUUGUGCAAUAGAAUCCGUGAAAAAUGCUCAACUCAAAGCCUCAUUCUACGAAAGACAAAGAGCGAAAGUCAAAAGAGAUGACAACCCAUACAAUGAGGGUUGACGAGCUUAUAGCUGGGCGAAAGGAAACAAAAUGGAUAUCUCUAUUCUGGCAACUCGGUGGAACAAACGUGGAUGAUCGAGUAGUCUGACAGCUACGUAAUUGGAUAAUGAACUACCAAAACCC
Dothidotthia symphoricarpi CBS 119687 is the source of this 933-nucleotide messenger RNA. RefSeq lists its product as uncharacterized. Bases 68 to 718 code for a protein of 216 amino acids. The record is from RefSeq and is a predicted model, not a curated record. The transcript is spliced from 3 exons. Lineage: Eukaryota; Fungi; Ascomycota; Dothideomycetes; Pleosporales; Dothidotthiaceae. Gene Ontology annotation, molecular function: protein binding.